AUGAGGACAAAGACGUUGUUGACCGUUCUUUUAGUGGGCGUUAUCUUGGCUAGUACGACACUAAUUCCUGUUGCUGGGGGACUUUUGAAACUGAAGAAACUUCUUCUACUGGGGGCUCUUCUAAAACCCCCAAAGAAGAUUAUUUUGCCAAUUCCGAUUCCCAUUCCUGAGAUGAAAACGGAAUACGGCAGCAGCAUGAUGACUGGCUAUGGUGGGGGUGGUUUCGGAGGAGGAGGUGGUUAUGGUAUGAUGGGUGGUUUUGGUGGAGGUGGUUAUGGUAUGAUGGGUGGUUUUGGUGGGGGCGGUUUCGGAGGAGGAGGUGGUUAUGGUAUGAUGGGUGGUUUUGGUGGGAGUGGUUUCGGAGGAGGAGGUGGUUAUGGUAUGAUGGGUGGUUUUGGAGGAGGCGGUUUCGGCGGAGGAGGUUUCGGUGGAGGUGGCUAUGGAAUGAUGAGUGGUUUUGGAAGUGGAGGAUAUGGAAUGUCUGGAGGAUUCAGCGGCGGAAGUGGGGGUUUUGGAGGUGGAGGUGGCGGAUACGGGAUGUCUGGAGGAUUUGGUGGAGGUGGCGGAUACGGAAUGAUGAUGGGCGGAGGGGGCGAUUAA
Molecule: messenger RNA, 600 nt
Organism: Limulus polyphemus (Atlantic horseshoe crab)
Lineage: Eukaryota; Metazoa; Arthropoda; Merostomata; Xiphosura; Limulidae
Product: acanthoscurrin-2-like
Exons: 2
Coding region: 1-600 (199 amino acids)
Source: RefSeq, a predicted model, not a curated record